Anguilla anguilla (European eel) is the source of this 4004-nucleotide messenger RNA. RefSeq names its product NACHT, LRR and PYD domains-containing protein 3-like. The transcript has 17 exons. Gene Ontology annotation, molecular function: protein binding. The record is from RefSeq and is a predicted model, not a curated record. Lineage: Eukaryota; Metazoa; Chordata; Actinopteri; Anguilliformes; Anguillidae. The coding region runs from base 16 to 3945 and encodes 1309 amino acids.
GGGCUGCGGGGAGGAAUGGGAAUCUGCAGUUGCUGUGUUUCAAGCUGCUUAUAUAUCGGGUUAACGGACAAGGAAGAACGCAGGCACCUAUUACGCGAAAAUUGCGAAAAAGCGUCCACCUACAGGUGUCCUGAGACAGGGGGCGCUGUUUCUAAAAUGAGUUCCUCAGAGGAGACCGAGACUGACGAUGGAACCCACGGCCCUGCGAGAAAGAGAGUUCGGGUAGAGAGGGCAGAGUCACCUGUACCCAGCUGUCUGUCUAUGAAGAGUAACCAUUCAAUUGAUCUUCCAAUCGAAUUCAGAGGAGAGUUCAGAGGUGAUCAAAGAGUUCGGGUAGAGAGGGCAGGGUCACCUGUACCCAGCUGUCUGUCUAUGAAGAGUAACCAUUCAAUUGAUCUUCCAAUCGAAUUCAGAGGAGAGUUCAGAGGUGAUCAAAGAGUUCGGGUAGAGAGGGCAGGGUCACCUGUACCCAGCUGUCUGUCUAUGAAGAGUAACCAUUCAAUUGAUCUUCCAAUCGAAUUCAGAGGAGAGUUCAGAGGUGAUCAAAGCAGGCUUCGGGUAGAGAGGGCCGGGUCACCUGUACCCAGCUGUCUGUCUAUGAAGCGUGAUCAUUCAAUGCCUCAUCCAAUCAACUUCAGAGGAGAGUUCACAGGUGAUCAAAGAAUCCACUGCUCACAGGUGUCCAACCAUAUUGUAGAGAGGAGUUCAGGGAAACUGUUGUCAAAACAGAUGACCAGCAACCCUGUGAAGCAUAAGGAUCUCACUGACUCACUGGAGAGAGAUGAGCAGCACAAUAAAUCCAUAGAAAGAGCCCAGCAGGCACUGAAAACUGCUCUGAAGAAGAAGUUUGAAUGCAUAUUUGAAGGUUUAGCAAAGCAGGGCAACCCAACCCUCCUCAAUGAGAUCUAUACAGAGCUCUACAUCACAGAGGGGGGAAGUGGGGGCGUUAAUGAUGAACAUGAGAUCAGACAGAUUGAGACAGCAUCCAAGAGACACACCACACAGGAGACUGCAAUCCUCUGCAAUGACAUCUUUAAGCCUUUACCUGGACAAGAGAAACCAAUCAGAACUGUGCUUACAAAGGGCAUCGCUGGCAUUGGGAAAACCGUCUCUGUGCAGAAGUUCAUUCUGGACUGGGCAGAAGGAAAAGCCAAUCAGGACAUUGAUUUCAUCUUCACUCUUCCUUUCCGAGAUCUGAAUCUGAAAAAGGAGAGAGAAUUCAGUCUGAUGCAACUUCUGCAGCACUACUUUCCACAACUGAAAGAGAUCAAAAGUAUUGAAGAUGAUGAUGUCAAAAUUGUGUUCAUCUUUGAUGGUCUGGAUGAGUGUCGACUUCCUCUAGAUUUCCAAAGCAAUAAGAUCUGCUGUGAUAUAACAGAGUCAUCAUCAGUGGAUGUGCUGCUGACCAACCUCAUUAAGGGGAAUCUGCUUCCCUCUGCUCUCCUCUGGAUCACCUCCCGACCAGCAGCAGCCAAUCAGAUCCCUCCUGAGUGCGUCCACCAGGUGACAGAGGUACGAGGAUUCAAUGACCCACAGAAGAAGAAGUACUUCAGGAAGAGAAUCAGAGAUCGGAACAAGGCCAGCAAAAUUAUCUCACACAUAAAGUCAUCCAGGAGUCUCUACAUCAUGUGUCACAUACCAGUCUUCUGCUGGAUUUCUGCUACUGUUCUGGAGACAAUGUUGGAUAAAGUGAGUGGAGACCUGCCCAAAACUCUGACUGAAAUGUACACACACUUCCUGCUCAUUCAGACUAAUGUGAAGAAUGAGAAGUAUCAUGGCACCAAUGAGACAACCCCAAAGAAAAUGUCAGCAUCAAAUACAGAAAUCAUCCUGAAACUGGGGCAGCUGGCUUUACUACAGCUGGAAAGGGGCAAUCUGAUAUUCUAUGAAGAGGACCUGAGAGAGAUAGGCAUUGAUGUCAGUGAAGCUUCAGUGUACUCUGGGGUGUGCACAGAGAUCUUUAAAGAGGAGUGUGGGUUGGGUGAGGAGAAGGUCUACUGCUUCGUGCAUCUGAGCAUUCAGGAGUAUCUGGCUGCGUUGUUUGUGUUUCAUUCAUGUGUGAAUGAGAACAGAAAUGUACUCAGAGCAGAAGAAUCAAAACCUCGCAGAGACAGAGUGCAGCUGUCUGAGUUACACCGGACUGCAGUGGAUCAGGCCUUAGCGAGUAAGAAUGGACACCUGGACCUUUUCCUCAGAUUCCUUCUAGGCCUCUCUCUGGACUCCAUUCAUACUCUAUUAGGAGGAAUACUGACACAGACAGGAAGCAGAUCACCUAGCAUUGAGAAAACAGUAUUGUACAUAAAGAAGAGGAUCAAAAAAGAAUCUUCAGCAGAGAGGACCAUAAAUCUGUUCCACUGUCUCAAUGAACUGAAUGACAACUCUCUAGUGGAGGAAAUCAAGAAUUUCCAGAGAUCAGGAAAACUCUCUAAUGAAAAGCUGGAACCACACCAAUGUUCAGCCCUGGCCUUUGUGUUACUGAUGUCAGAGGAGAUCCUAGAUGAGUUUGACUUGAAGACCUACAACACAUCAGCAGCAGGUUAUCAGAGACUGCUACCAGUAGUCAGGAACUGCAGGAAGGCCAUACUGAACAGCUGUGGCCUCACAGAGAUGUCCUGUGAAAUUGUGGCCUCUGCUCUCCAGUCAAACUCACCCCUGAGAGAUCUGGACCUCAGCAACAAUAACCUGGGAGAUUCAGGAGUGAAGCUGCUCUGUGCUGGACUGAUGAAUCCAGACUGUAAACUGCAGAGACUGGGACUGAACGGCUGUGACCUCACAGAGAUGUCCUGUGAAAUUGUGGCCUCUGCUCUUCAGUCAUCAAACUCAACCCUGAGAGAUCUGGACCUCAGCUACAAUAACCUGGGAGAUUCAGGAGUGAAGCUGCUCUGUGCUGCACUGAUGAGUCCAAACUGUAAACUACAGAGACUGGGGCUGGGUUGGUGUAAUAUCACAGAUGGCGGCUGUGAUGUUCUGGCCUCAGUCCUGCGCUCUCCUCACUCAGAGCUGAGAGAUCUGGAGCUCAGAGACAAUGACCUGCAGGAUUCAGGAGUGAGAGCGCUCUCUGCUGGACUGGAGGACCCACACUGUAAAGUGCAGAGACUGGGGCUGUCAGGCUGUAGAGUCACACAGAGAGGCUGUAAUUCUCUGGCUUCAGCUCUGUGUUCAAACCCCUCACACCUGAGAGAGCUGGACCUGAGAUACAAUCACCCAGGAGACUCAGGAGUGAGAGCGCUGUCUGCUGCUAAACUGGACACACUCACACUGCUUGUGGACCAUGGAGGAGGGAACAGGACCAAACCAGGACCCAGGAAAUACGGCUGUCAGCUCACACUGGAUCCAAACACAGCGCACAGAAACCUGUCUCUGUCUGAGGGGAACAGGAGGGUGACACACACACCGGGGAGAGAGGAGCAGCCAUAUCCUGAUCAUCCAGAGAGAUUUGAUUACUGGCCCCAGGUUGUGUGCAGAGAGAGUGUGUGUGAGCGCUGUUACUGGGAGGCUGAGUUCAGUGUGUCUGAGUCGGGGGGAGAGGUUUAUAUAGCAGUGACAGAUAAAGGAAUCAGCAGGAAAGGAGGGGAUUCUGACUGUAUGUUUGGAUUCAAUAAAAACUCCUGGAGUCUGAGCUGCUCUAAGCACGGUGACUCUGAUAAACUCGGUUACUCUGUCUGGCACAAUUGGAACAAAACAGACCUACCUGCCCUCACCUCCCCCUACCGCAGAGCAGGAGCGUGUGAUAAUGAUGAUGAUGAUGAUGGUAGAGGAGUGUGUGUGUACAGGGUAGGAGUGUGUGUGGACCGUCCGGCCGGCACUCUGUCCUUCUACAGCGUCUCUGACUCUGACACACUGACCCUGCUGCACAGAUUCCACACACACUUCACUCAACACAAACCCCUCUGUGCUGGAUUUGAAGUGCGUGACGCCUCAGUGGCCCUCUGCCAACUGGAGUAGAGACACACACACACAUGCGCGCACACACACGCAUACACACACACAUGCAUGUGCGCUCA